Molecule: messenger RNA, 1785 nt
Organism: Pochonia chlamydosporia 170
Lineage: Eukaryota; Fungi; Ascomycota; Sordariomycetes; Hypocreales; Clavicipitaceae
Product: siderochrome-iron transporter (Sit1)
Exons: 1
Coding region: 1-1785 (594 amino acids)
Biological process (GO): intracellular iron ion homeostasis; transmembrane transport
Cellular component (GO): endosome; vacuolar membrane
Molecular function (GO): siderophore-iron transmembrane transporter activity
Source: RefSeq, a predicted model, not a curated record
AUGGACCGCCCUGUUGCCACAGAGAAGGCCUCCGAUGGUCACGUCUCCAAGCAUCGUGGACAUGGAGCAAGUAAUGCAUCGCCCGCCACCGCUGCCGAUGCUGUUAGAGAUAUCAAAUCACCUGGCGUUGCUCGUGUGGAGGCUAUUGCUUCCGUGACGACAAAUUGGGACAGGGUCUUCAUCUUUUUCGGCGUCUUUCUUGUCGCAUACGUCUACGGCCUCGAUGGCACUCUUCGCUAUGCCUACCAACCCUCGGCGACAAACUCCUUCGGGCAACAUUCUCUCGCCUCCACCAUCAACGUCAUUCGAUCUGUUGUGUCGGUUGGCGCGCAACCCACUGCCGCCAAGAUUGCCGAUGUGUUUGGCCGCGUUGAGCUGAUUUGCUUGUCCGUCUUCUUCUACGUCCUCGGCACCAUCAUCGAAGCCGUUUCCCAAAAUGUCGAUACCUUCGCUGGCGGCAGUGUACUCUACCAGAUCGGCUACACCAUGAUCAUUUUGCUGGUAGAGGUCAUCAUCGCCGAUAUAACAUCCACUCGUGCUCGACUCUUUUUCAGCUACGUCCCUGCACUCCCUUUCAUCAUCAACACUUGGGUUAGUGGCAACAUUUCCGAGGCUGUGCUUCAACAUAGUAGUUGGCAAUGGGGUAUUGGCAUGUGGGCAAUCAUCUUUCCUGUGUGCUCCCUGCCUCUGAUUGUGAGCUUGAUGGUUGUUUCGCGCCGCGCAAAGCGUCAAGGCCUUUUGGAGAACUAUUCAUCCUCCUUCAAACAACUCGGGUUCAAGAACCUGGCACUCGAGUUGUUUUGGCUCCUGGAUGUCAUUGGUAUCAUUCUCAUUGUUGCCAUCCUUGAGCUGGUGUUGGUUCCCUUCACUCUUGCAGGCGGCGAAAGCGCCAAGUGGAAAUCGGCUCACAUCAUUGCACCGAUUGUCGUUGGUGUUGUCUGCAUUCCCGCGUUUAUCUUCUGGGAACUCAAGGCACCGCACCCGCUUAUCCCGUUUGCCAACAUGAAGGAUCGCUCUGUAUGGGCGCCAAUGGGAAUUGCCAUCUUCCUCAAUUUUGCUUUUACCAUGCAAUCAGACUUCUUGUGGACCGUGCUGAUUGUCGCGUUUGACUUCUCCCAAAGCACCGCGACCCGUGUUACUUCACUUUACAGCUUUACCAGUGUCAUCGUCGGGCCCAUCCUGGGUCUGGUUGUGUACAAGGUCCGCCGACUCAAAGUCUUCGUCGUCGCUGGUACCAUGCUCUAUAUGCUUGCCUUCGGCCUCCUGAUCCACUACCGAGGCUCUGCAAACAGCUCAGCUCGGGCCGGCGUCAUUGGUGCCCAGGUUCUUCUUGGUGUUGCUGGCGGAAUGUUUCCCUACACUACCCAAGCUUCAUUGCAGGUCACGUUGAAGCACGAACACUUGGCAGUGAUGACGGGCAUCUAUCUUGCGACAUACAACAUCGGAUCUGCUCUGGGAAACACCAUCUCUGGAGCCAUGUGGACGCAGCUUCUGCCCUCAAAGCUAAACGAGAAUUUGAAUCCCAUAAACGGCACUCUCGGUGCACUGGCCUACAGCUCGCCGCUCACUGUAGCACCCAUGUACCCAGUGGGCACUCCGGAGCGUACGGCCAUGAUUGAUUCCUACCAAUACAUUCAGAGACUCCUCACCAUUACCGGGGUUUGCCUCUGUGUCCCCCUCAUCGUCUUCGGGCUUUUGCUCCGCAACCCCAAACUCAACGACGAGCAAACUCUUGCAAAGGACUCAGACUCUGAGACGGAGACAGAGGUUGACUCCCGUGCAUAA